AUGACCACCCUCCCUCGUCACACCCGCUGCCUCCUUGCCCAGCUUCUCUCGCUACCGUCCCGAUCCUACCGGUCUGCCACCUCAAAUCGCGUCGAACACCUCUACGGCGCCGCCAGCGUUCUUCCCGCUCUGCAAUCUGGCCGCCGAAAACUAAAGCGACUAUAUGUGAAGGACCGGGGCGGCAGCGAGUCGGCUCGCGGGAGGGGCCGAGGGUUUAUAGAAGAACUCGGAGAGGAUGACGGCGGCGGCGGUGUGUUGGCGAAGGCGUUGGCAUGGGCGCGAAGGAGGGAACUUGUUGUGACCGAGGUGCCGGGGACGAGACUGGAGACGAUGUCGGAUAAUAGACCGAAUCAGGCAAGGAGUCGUCUGAUGGCUCUGUCUCAAAGUACGUCACUUCAGCUCUCUAAUACACAUCUUGUCAGAAGAAAUCUACUUACGGGCUGGCAUCGCAGAUACCCAGCCAUUGUGACGAAACGGGAGAUCAUCCCACUGUCGUUCUCCGGCGUGCAGAGGCGACGGCGCUUUCCAUUAUGGCUAGCUUUGGAUCAAGUUAUGGAUCCACAAAACCUCGGAGGCAUCCUACGAUCAGCUCAUUUCUUCGGAGUAGAUGGAGUCAUUCUGACAGAACACGAAAGUGCAUCCUUUACUCCUACCGUAUCGAAGGCCAGUUCCGGAGCAAUGGAAGUCAUGGAACUAUAUGUUACUCCGAGCCUGCCCAAAUUCUUGGAGACAUCAGCAGAGAACGGUUGGCACAUCUUCGGCACCGACAUCAACAAACCCAACACGAUAUCCCUCUCCACAUACGCCCGAGCCCGGACAGAGACGCCCGUUGACGAGCUACCGGUCUUACUCAACAGUCCAACAAUCCUAGUACUGGGCAGUGAAGGCACCGGACUCCGCGCCGUAGUAUCAAACGUAUGUCACGAUCAUCUUGUCAUUGGAGAUUUCGCGGAUGAGGACGACGACAUCGGAAAAGCAGCCGACAGCAGAGUACGCGACACAGCUCCACCGGAUUUAUACACCGUAGAUUCAUUGAAUGUAUCUGUCGCGGCGGGCAUCUUGUUACAUACUCUAGUCACAAGCUAG
Molecule: messenger RNA, 1086 nt
Organism: Fimicolochytrium jonesii
Lineage: Eukaryota; Fungi; Chytridiomycota; Chytridiomycetes; Spizellomycetales; Powellomycetaceae
Product: Alpha/beta knot methyltransferase
Exons: 5
Coding region: 1-1086 (361 amino acids)
Biological process (GO): rRNA methylation
Cellular component (GO): mitochondrion
Molecular function (GO): RNA binding; RNA methyltransferase activity
Source: RefSeq, a predicted model, not a curated record